This is a messenger RNA of Galendromus occidentalis (western predatory mite), 777 nucleotides long. RefSeq names its product serine protease 41-like. The transcript is spliced from 7 exons. The record is from RefSeq and is a predicted model, not a curated record. Gene Ontology annotation, molecular function: serine-type endopeptidase activity. Gene Ontology annotation, biological process: proteolysis. Bases 1 to 777 code for a protein of 258 amino acids. Lineage: Eukaryota; Metazoa; Arthropoda; Arachnida; Mesostigmata; Phytoseiidae.
AUGGAGUACCUUAGCCUGGUUUCCCUGAUUGGUGUGAUUUCAAUGAGUCGAUGUUAUACCCCGGAGCCGGAGAAAUUGAUCAACAUCGAAGAUUGUGGUCUUCCGUCCGAAGAGACCGAGUUCCCCUGGAUUGUUUUCCUCAUGUACAAAGAUAAACGUUACUGCUUGGGAACUCUCAUCUCCAAGCGUCAUGUGCUGACCGCAGGAUUUUGCAAGAGGCCGAUUCGCGAUAUACUGGUUCUGUAUCGAGAUGGUUAUCGGUCACCAGUCAAAUCUGGCCAUCGCGCUCCCGGCUUCGACAAGGGUGAGAACGAUGACGGCAAAACAUUCAGAGAUGCUUGGAUACUAACUUUGCCGGAAGACCUCGUCAUCGACCCCAAGGUUCGACCGAUUUGCAUCUCGGAACAACUGCCUUCCCCGCGUGGGUCGGCAGUCGUUCUAGCAGGUUACCGAUACGAUGAGAGGUUGCCCAGAUUAAAACGUAGCAUGGGCAGGAUACUCGGACCGUCGGACUCUAAGUGCGAAGAAUUGUUGGGCGGGAAUUCUUCAAGCAAGAUAUGCAUUUCGAAAAUAUUUGCAGGCAUCUGUAAGGGAGACUACGGGGGUCCCGCGAUGCGAAUCGUGAACGGUGUUUUCUAUCAGGUCGGAAUAAUCUCGUACGGGAACAUCGGGUCAGGCGCUCCGGAAGCCGCAUGCUCAAGUGUUGAGGAGCGUCAUGUGCUGACCGACGUAGCGACGCUCAGUCAUUUCAUCAAAUCCAUCGUACAGAAAUGCUAG